Puccinia graminis f. sp. tritici CRL 75-36-700-3 is the source of this 2972-nucleotide messenger RNA. RefSeq lists its product as uncharacterized. The record is from RefSeq and is a predicted model, not a curated record. The coding region runs from base 54 to 2564 and encodes 836 amino acids. NCBI's taxonomy places the organism in Eukaryota, Fungi, Basidiomycota, Pucciniomycetes, Pucciniales, Pucciniaceae. The transcript is spliced from 4 exons.
UCACAGCCAAGCCUAUUCACAACCAACUCGACCAUCAACUACAUACGACGACGAUGAGCUACCAACCCAUCCAAGCCACACACAACCACCAGCACUUGGUCCCACCUCGGAGUCGGAAGUGCAACCUGCUCCUGCUCACCCUCAUCCCAAUCAUCUUCUGUCUCUCCUCACUCAGCUUCAUCGCCUUCAAGCAAUCCCACUCAUCUCAACCAACACUAAUAUCAUCUCCCUCACUCUACUCACUCAAACUCUUCGACCAUCACCAGCUCAAAUCUCAGGCCAAACAACUCUCAUCUGACCUCCUCAGCUGGCUCGACUCCGUCCACAACCCACUCCGACUUCCCUAUUCUUCAACCUCUGACUACGACCCUGACCAGGAUAACCCGCUCCUCAAUCCACCCAACGACCAGUCUCCUCAUCCAAUCCUACCCCUCCUCCUCAACUCACGCCAAUCCUGGAAAUCAAUCCUACACUCUCAGCCACUCUCUCUCCAACAGGCCCGGCUGGACUAUGAACAGAACUUCCAUCCACUCCAACCACCUCCCGGCUUCGAUCAAUGGUUCCAAUUCGCACGGCUACAUAACUUCACCCUCAUCAACCGAUUCGACAGCCUCAUGUCUGAUCUCGAACCAUUUAGAAAGCUAGCCCCCACCGAACUGAGCCGUCGCACUCAAGAACUCGUCAAGAUCCCCGGCAUCACCCUCGUGAAAAUUAACCCAGACUCGAGCGUCCAAACUAGCUCGCCCAGUGGUCGAUUUGCUGCCGGCCAUGCACUACAACAGAUCAUCGAUCGCAUCCACUCUCAAUCCGACUUCAAACUCCCUCCACUCGAACUAGCCAUCAAUGAAAACUCAGAAGCAAGAGUCUUACCUCGGCAGACCCGUCCACUAGCAGGCGAAGAAUUCAGCUAUCUCUCUGAUGAGGAUCGAAUACUCUACGACCAGCAAGAUCCGGAAAAGAAGCCUUCGCUGGCUGGAUUCAAACCUCAAUGGGGGCAAGAUGGGAACGUAUGGGAUGCCUAUCGGCGUGCCUGUCCCUCUGACUCUGCCGCACGACGUCUGGUAGAGACCAUCCGAUCAGCUGAAUCUCUUACGGGUGCCGUGGCUGCUGGUGGUGGACUAUCGUCAUUGAGCUCAACUCAAACCCACCUUUCCAUGAACCGCCCAACUCGGCUUCGAGCCCUCCAUCCAAUAGGAACUGCCCCUCUACCCUCGCGGAGAGAGCUAACCUUCCUGAGUGAACUCGAAUCAGCCGCCUCAUUCUGCGAACGGCCAUCGACUCAUCGACUCCACUCUGCCUUCUUUGCCGACCAACGCUCAAUAGAACAUCUCUAUCCACUCUUCUCACCCUCGAAACCUCAAGGCUUCGCUGAUAUCCUCAUACCAUCUUAUUAUCAUUAUUCCCCAAGGGCCGAAUUCGUUUACGAGUCUGAUUAUAAAUCCGGUCGGAACCCGACUCCAGCCGAUAUUCCAUGGAAUCAAAAGGCUAACAAGAUGUAUUGGCAUGGGAAACUUACCAGGGGUGCUGACACACCACCCGGCCACACGAGUAGCUUCCAGAAACAGCGGCUGGUCAAGUUGGUCUCAAACGAUACCGAAUCUGCUGCCUCCCUAACCUCGACGGCCCAUAAGCAGGGUGAGACCGAUCCAUCGUGGCGCUCAGAAACAAGUCGAGUCCUGGUUUCCCUCAACGUCACCUCCGAAAACUUACUCUCCGUCUCUGCACCGGCAACGGUCGUCGACCCACUUAUGCUGGAUAUCGCCAUGGCAUGUGAUCCCAAAGCUGGGGAAUGCCACGAACUCCUCAAGCAGGGAUAUCACAUCCAACCACCCGCACCAUUGAGCGAAUGCUGGAAGGCCAAAAUGACCUUAGAUCUCGAUGAUGCUGGCUUCUCUCCUCGGUUCAGUGCCCUGAUGGAAAGUCACAGCGCGGUGGUCAAAAUGAGUGUCCAUCAGGAGUUCUGGCGAGAUUGGGUACAACCCUGGUAUCAUUUCAUUCCGCUCUCGUCGUCUUAUGCGGAAUUGCAUAACUUGGUCACUUUUUUCAUGGGCAUUCCAGAGAUACUAAAAGAGCAAGUGCUUCCGAUCAAAAAAGAGUCUAAACGCAAGAAGCUUGGCAAGCGCUCAGUGAUUCCUGAUGGGAACCAGCAGCAGCAGCAGCAGUCAGGAGGGGAAAGCGAAGCCAAGUUGAAAGAAGAAGAAGAAGAAAAAGUCACAACAGGUGGUCCAAUAGCAACAGUCUCGGAUCAGCAGAACAAUCAGACCGCCCAGCAGGACGGCCCGAGUCCCGGCAAACAAGAGCAGGAAAAGGAAGCUUAUAUCGGGCUGGAGGGAUUCGAUGCUGAUGAUGAGCUGAGGAAGAUUGCCGAGAACGGGCGGGAUUGGAAGUUGAGACACUUGCGACAAGAGGACAUGGAGGUUUAUCUCUUUAGAUUGUUGAUCGAAUGGGCUAGAAUCUUGGAUCCACAAUCUUCAUCACCAUCACCAUCAUCAUCACCAUCAUCAUCAUCAUCACCAUCAUCAGACCCUACAAUCAAAACAUCAACAACACCCCCCUCUGCAUGAACAAUACACUUUUUUUCUUAUUUCAUUUAUCUGUCUAUCUACUUAUUUUUGGUUUUCUACUAAUUUUGCUGUGCUUGUAUCUCUGUUGUAAUCUUUCAUGUAUUUCCUACCACUGCCAAUUGUAGACAACCAAAUGGACAACUUCUUUUCUCUAACUAAACUCUUUUUUUUCUUUGACUUUACUUUUUUUUUUUGGUACUCCUUGUACAUAAUCCAAUUGACAUAAUAAAGCUCGUUUUCCUCAUUGUUAUUAUUAUUAUUAUUAUUAUUUUGGUGGUGGUGGUGAUGGUGAUUUGAUUUCUUCUCAACAAAAAAAGAUGGCACUUUCUGCGGUGACCAACUAGAAAGAGUAUGUAGUUUAGGUGUUUAUACAAUGUAAAAUAUGUGUCUGAGUGUAUUUUUUUUUUU